This is a messenger RNA of Oryzias latipes (Japanese medaka), 2915 nucleotides long. It is a transcript of the gene rbmx, whose product is annotated as RNA binding motif protein X-linked. Gene Ontology annotation, molecular function: RNA binding. The record is from RefSeq and is a predicted model, not a curated record. NCBI's taxonomy places the organism in Eukaryota, Metazoa, Chordata, Actinopteri, Beloniformes, Adrianichthyidae.
UGUAAAAUGCGAAGAAGACGAGCCAUAUUUUUUUUCGAUCAUCGUCUGCGGCUGCACAGCAAGGUGGCCUGGUGUAUUCUUACUCUUUGUACGGUUCUGCUUUGCGUAAUCAAAAUAUAGUGUUUCCCUUUUCCUCCCAUAAUAUUUUGUGCAUUUCCAUCUGAACAGCUACAUCAACGUGCUGGCAGAGAGUUCUUCGGCAUCAUCAUGGCAGAGGCAGACCGACCAGGAAAGCUUUUCAUCGGAGGGUUGAACACGGAGACCACCGAGAAGGCCUUGGAGCAGUACUUCAGCAAAUAUGGCAGAAUUGUUGAAGUUAUUUUGAUGAAGGAUCGUGAAACAAACAAAUCCAGAGGAUUUGCAUUUGUUACUUUUGAAAGUCCUGCUGAUGCCAAGGAUGCUGCUCGCGAGAUGAACGGAAAGUCUCUUGAUGGCAAGCCAAUCAAAGUGGAGCAAGCUACAAAGCCUCAGUUUGAGAGCGCUGGUAGACGUGGACCCCCAUCCAAUUACUCCCGCAGUCGGGGUCCACCAAGAGGUCCCCGUGGUUCCAGGGGAGGUCCUAGCGGCAUGAGGGGUCCCCCCAGGGACUACUAUGACAGUCCAGGAAGUGGGGAUCCCUUCUUCAAAGGGAUGUCAUCAAGAGGUCCCCCUCCACUGAAACGAGGCCCUCCACUUCGUAAUGGCGGUCCCCCACCCAAAAGACCUGCACCAUCCGGCCCCAUGGGCAGGCGUGAGUCCCCCAUGUCAAGGGACAGAGAUCCUUAUGGUCCUCCACCCCGAAGAGACUCCAUGUCCAGGAGGGACGAUUAUCCGUCACCGAGGGAUGACCACUACAAAGACAGCUAUUCCAGUCGGGAUUAUAAUUCAAGAGACUCGAGGGACUACGGACCUCCUCCUAGAGACUAUUCCUACAGGGAUUACUCCAGUUCCCGGGAUGAUUACGGGUCAAUGUCCAGAGGAUACAGUGACCGUGAUGGUUAUGGAGGUGGGCGAGACCCAAGAGGCUACAUGGAUCGUCCCAGCGGUGGUUCCUACAGAGAUUCAUACGAUGGUUACGGUAACUCUCGCAGUGCCCCACCUUCAAGGGGCCCCCCACCAUCCUAUGGUGGAAGCAGUGGAAGCAGUCGUUACGAUGACUAUGGCGGCAGCUCUCGGGACGGCUAUGGAAGUCGAGACAGUUAUCCCAGCAGUCGGAGUGACCAGUAUCCCCCUAACCGUGGCGAGCGGAUGGGGAGGCAGGAAAGGGGCCCAGCCCCCCCUGGGGAUAGAGGCUACCCCCCUCGUGACUCGUAUGGCAGUUCAAGCCGUGGAGGGCCGCGUGGAGGCCGUGGUGGCAGUCGAGUUGACAGAGGAUUAGCUCGCAGCAGAUACUGAACCGGACUUGGAAAUAACAAACAGGCAAACGUUGGUCUUCAUUUUCACAAAGCAGCCAUGUUAGCAAAUGUGGAAUAAGGGGCAAAGUUUGACUUGUAUAAUCAGUUUUAUUUUUUUUAUGUGGUUUUUUUUCCCCUUAGUGGUUAAAUGUUGAUGUCACAGCACAAUUUCCAAAUGUUAGUUUUUUUUGUACAUUCUUGGCUGUUGGAAUCUGCAAUGCCCCUUCAUGUGGCUUUCCUAAUAAAGCUUUUAGUUGUAUCUUGGCAUCAGCUCAUGGAUUUUUCAACACAAGACCAACCUCAAAAUGCAACGGACAAAUGUAAAGUGACUACACAACCUUGAUCGAAAAUUUCCAAAAUGCAAAGGUGGGUCUGUCCCUGCUAGACUGGAAGUAACCUGACUUCAUUAUUGAACACAUGUGGUUCCGUCUGGACAAUGCUGUCUGCAAGAUGAGGAAAAAUGUUACUGUCGACAUGUUCUAAUGUAGUUUCCAUGGAAAUGGAUCCAUCAUCCUAGAGCCACUUGAUGGCAUGCAGCGACAAAACCAAAGGCAACCAAAUGCAACUCGACUGCUAGUCAACAGCUGGUAAGCAAAGCAAACCUUUGUUUCUCGUCUGUAAUUGAGUUUCUCGUUAUCGUGUAAUGCAAGCUCCACUCAGAAGGUGACAUUCAAGACAUCUUGUGCAUCGUGGAACAAAGAAAAAGGUCAACUGAAUUUAACCUUUUUUUUUAGUCAAUUGUCAUCAAUUAAAUUUUAUUUUCUGCAGUAACCAGAACCCUUCUUCUAUCAAUCAGCUUUAUAAACCUUUUUUUUGUUUUUUGUUUUCAAUUAGGCCUUCAAAAUGAAAAAUUUUACAAGAAAAAAAAAUAAAGUAGAAUCUUUACAUUAUUAGUAAUUGUAUCUUGGAUUUUUUUUUUUUUGGAUAAAUAUUUAAAACCAAAAAUGCAUUGAGGCCCACUGCUCAGAAUCAACCCUUCCAACUAGCAUGCCAAUUCAAAAACUGGAAACCUCUGGAUCAACGACCUCAACCUAACAGCCCGCCUGGAACAAACAAUCCCCCCAAGUUUGCAGUUGGAUUAAGGAUUACCGUACACUUAAUUAUUCUAAUACAGCACAUUUCUAAUAUCUUUUUUUCUUGAAGGGCAAUUUGUUGAUGCUGUGUUUCCAUUGCAGGGUGAAUGCUAUUUCAUGGAAACGUCUUAGCAUUCCAUUGGAGUUGUGUUGCCUGGAUGUGUCUGGAUCCAUUUUUACCACCUUGGGAAUGUUAGUGGUGCUGUGACUGUGGAGGCCAGGUCAUCUGGUGCAGCACCCCAUCACUCUCCUUCUUGGUCAAAUAGCCCUUACACAGCUGGAGGUGUGUUUGGGGUCAUUGUCCUGUGGAAAAAAAAAUGAUGGUCAAACUAAACGCAAAGUCCUGGCAGAACCUUCUCUUGAGGUUUGGGCUGGACUGCAUCAAGUGGAAGAACUUGUAGAAAGAGGAGCAAGUUAAAGUUUUGAUGAAGUUUACAGUUGGGCUUAAUAAAGAUUUUGGAGGGAAAAA